Messenger RNA from Tremella mesenterica DSM 1558, 1935 nucleotides. RefSeq lists its product as uncharacterized. The transcript has 4 exons. Bases 1 to 1935 code for a protein of 644 amino acids. Lineage: Eukaryota; Fungi; Basidiomycota; Tremellomycetes; Tremellales; Tremellaceae. Gene Ontology annotation, biological process: carotene catabolic process. Gene Ontology annotation, molecular function: carotenoid dioxygenase activity. The record is from RefSeq and is a predicted model, not a curated record.
AUGUCGACCUCUGAGGCCUCAACCACAAACGACCUCCAUCCGUUUCUCAGAGGUAAUUUCGCCCCCGUGACGGAAGAAUACAUAUCGCAUCCCUGUCCAGUGACACUCGGAUCGAUCCCCUCCGAGCUCCUAGGUGGCCAGUACAUCCGCAAUGGUGGCAAUCCAGUCUAUCCUCCUCACAAGGGUAGACACUAUCAUUGGUUUGACGGUGAUGGCAUGUUACAUGGUGUUUUGAUGCCCACUGAUCCGGACAGUCCACCUAUGUACACAAAUCGACAUUUGGCCACUCCUCUGCUCGACAUGACCCUCUUGAUACUUCGAUCUCCUAUACCAUCGAUCGCCCUCCUUAUCCUACCUCUAUCGUCGUUACAUCGUCAGAUCUCAGCAAUUGUCACUGCCUUCAUCUUGGCCAUUCGUGGGCGACUUGGUGUGCUGAGUGUUGCGAAUACCAAUGUCAUCUGGUGGGGACAGGGCUUGGGGAUCGAGGCAGGAGAGGAAGCCAAGAUGGAGGACGGAUCUAAGACCAUUGAGACUGAACAGCAGUCAUUUCAACAUGUCGAUGAUCAUCGACUACUUGCAACGUGUGAAUCGGGACCACCCUUAGAAGUCCGUCUACCAGAGCUAGAAACGGUGGGAUGGGAUCGUCUGGUCGACUCGAAAAGCGGAGAAGAUCUGGCACGACGACGAGGGAGGUCAGGAUGGUGGACCCGUUUCGGUCUACCUCGAGACUGGAUGACAGCUCAUCCCCGUAUAGACCCUAUCGAUGGGUCGCUACUCUUCUACUCUACCAACAUGUUCGAGCCGCCUCACGCACGUUACUCUGUCAUCGAUCGUAAAGGACAGCACCUUAUAUCGGUCGAGCAAAGAUGUUGGUCCUUACCACUGACACUUGGUAUGUUGACAGAAGACAGGAUGCACGAUUUUGCCGCCACACGAAGUCACACUAUCUUACUCAACCUCCCGCUGACCCUUUCUCCUAGCAAUCUUUUUUCACUUCCUCCUCUGCCGUUGAUCCAUUUUGACCGGUCUUUGCCAUCCGAGUUCAUCAUCUUUCCUCGAUUGCUGGGCGCUGCCAAGAAAACACGAGAAGUUUUCCGAUUUGUCGACCCCGAGCCGUGUCUCAUAUUUCACACUGCCAAUGCUUGGGACGAAUAUGUAUGCGACCGACCAGUCGCCAUCAACAUGCUAGCAUGUCGGUUCAAAAGUGCCAAACUCGUCUAUUCUGUCGGUGCGGUGGAAAUUCCAAAGGCCGAGAAGGUCGCGGGAGAAGACGACGUGGUGCAACUACAUUACUACAGAUUUGAAAUGCCCACAUUCGUUUUCUCGGCGUCGACAACACCCGGCAACAUUACCCACUCAUUCCCUCUCUCAGCCAUCCCUUUCGAAUUCCCCACUGUAACUCCUGACAAAGCCAUGUCUGCCGCCCGAUAUGUGUAUGGCUGCACAAUGGGAGAGGGGUCCUUUGACGAACGGUUGGGUGGGGCAGCCAAGGUGGAUUGUCUCGUCAAGAUGGACGUGGGGACGCUGGUAGACAGAGGUCGAGCUCGAGGUUCUGGUAAUGUCAGCCGUCCUGUCGACGAACGUUCGUCAUCACAGAUUUUGUCGGAUUGGGCCACCGGUAAAAAGGGUCCCAUCGAGAUCUUUCAAUUACCACCUAAGUGGUAUGCGCAGGAACCCAGAUUUGUGCCUCGGAAUGGUACCGAUCUUAGUGAAGACGACGGUUAUCUCAUUUCGUACGUAUACGAUGAAUCAUAUAUCGACAAGCACGGAACACCUUCCAAUGCUCCGAAUGCUGGCUCCGAAUUUUGGGUUAUCGACGCUAAAACGAUGGGGAGCGGCAUGUCGGCCGUGAUCUGCCGAAUCAAAUUACCUCAAAGGGUUCCAUACGGGUGUGUUUGUCUUCCUUUCCUAUUUCCGAAGCAAGCUGAAGGAUAG